UCAGUUGCCACCAUCAUGUGGCGCCCUCUGUUUCUUCUCCAGCUAACCCAGCUCUUCCUUGGCCUGGCCAGCGGCCAGAUCCAGCCCAGAAUAGUGGGCGGCACCACCACCACGCUCUCCGCCGUGGGUGGCUUCGUGGUGAACCUGCGCUACGACGGAACCUUUUACUGCGGCGGCUCCCUCGUGACCAGCAGGCACGUGGUCACGGCGGCCCACUGCCUCAAAGGCUACCAGGCGGGCCGCAUAACCGUCCAGGGCGGAGUGAGCCAGCUCAGCCAGUCGGGCGUCGUGAGACGCGUGGCCAGGUACUUCAUUCCAAAGGGCUUCAGCAGCUCCAGCCUCAACUGGGACGUGGGCGUCAUCCGGCUGCAGAGUGCCUUGACUGGCAGUGGCAUCACCACCAUUCCCCUCUGCCAGGUGCAGUGGAACCCCGGCGACUACAUGCGCGUCUCCGGCUGGGGUACUACUCGCUCCGGCAACUCCAGCCCCUCCAACCAGCUGCGCACGGUGCGCAUCCAGCUGAUUCGCAAGAAGGUGUGCCAGAGGGCCUACCAGGGAAGGGACACGCUCACCGCCUCCACCUUCUGCGCCCGCACUGGCGGCAAAGACAGCUGCUCCGGCGACUCGGGCGGGGGGGUGAUCUUCAAGAACCAGCUCUGCGGCAUCGUCUCCUGGGGACAUGGCUGCGCCAACGCCCAGUAUCCCGGCGUCUACACCAGCGUCCAUCGGGUCCGCGGCUUCAUCCUCCGCUCCAUCAAGAAGUGAGGAGUGGGCAGUUGGUGGAGCGCCGGAAGCCACAGCUAUUAAUAGUUAGUUAAAAUAUUAAUUAAAAAUCGUUAGUGCAAGUGCUGCCUCGCCUGUCGUCAGGAAGUCCUCGGACCGGAUGGGCAACUGAAGAUUGGCGAUGGGCCAAUGAAGAUAUCAUCCAUCUGCUUUGUGGCCUUGCCGCAUGUAAAUUAGUAGGCAAUGCACAGUGAUUGAAGACCAUGCGAAAAUGUUGAUACGUAUGCUUAGAUACUUCUGUUUUCAAUAUGGAAUAUUCGAGGAAAAUUCUAACAUCAAAUAACAUAUGUAUAAGAUAAAAUGUUUAUAGUUCGCUACCAAAAAACUCAAAAUAAUACUGUACAAACAACAACAAGCUGAAAUAUAAAUAGGUGGUAGAAUGA
Molecule: messenger RNA, 1166 nt
Organism: Drosophila sechellia
Lineage: Eukaryota; Metazoa; Arthropoda; Insecta; Diptera; Drosophilidae
Product: seminase
Exons: 1
Coding region: 16-765 (249 amino acids)
Biological process (GO): proteolysis
Molecular function (GO): serine-type endopeptidase activity
Source: RefSeq, a predicted model, not a curated record